GCCUCUUCAUCUUUUGUUGUAUCGAUCGAACGCCGCAGAUUUUAAAAGUGACGUCAUAAAAACUUUUUAAAUAUUGAAUUUCGAAACGAAAGACUAUUUAGUGUGUUUCAGUGCCUAUUGUGGAGUGCCCGUUUUUAAAAAAAUAAUGAAGCCACUACUUAGUGUGGUGGCAUUAUGCCUUCUGUCCGUCACCGCCUUACCAGAGAGCAUAGAGGACGUCAAACAACUACCACAGAGUAAGGAGCCAAUCGUAGAAGCAGAAGAAAGCGAGACCCAGACAAGGACAGAAAGAUGUAGCACUUGCACUGCUAAACUGAACAUCAAAAGUCCCAAUGAUGUUUUAGCAGCUAUUCAAGCACUACCGGGAGCAGUGGGCGAAGUACACACUCAACAGUCUUUUGAAGGCUGCUCCAGUGACAAAGGCUGCGCUGGUCUCAAAGUAAAAGACGGUAAAGUCGUGGAAAGAUUCGGCAAUGUUGACGCUUUCAGGGCAGCCGCAGCCGCUGACGCAGGAAACGAAUUCACCUUCCAUGCUGCCGGCACUUUAGGCAGCAACGCCUUCGGAGCAGGCCAAGCGCCUUUCUGGUGGAUGAACCAAGAUUCCCCGUUCAAAAAUGGCGGUGGAAACUUCGAGAAAUUCGAAAAAUCUAGCUCCAGCUUCUCGAGCAGCGGAAGUACGGGUGCCGGUGGAGAUUUGGCUGCGAACGCCUUUUUGGCGGGAGGUUUAGCUGGAGCGCAAGGACAGGGUGUUGCUGGCAAGCCUGGAGCGACAUACCAGUCAUCCUCUUUCGAAUCUUCGUCUUUUAGCAGCAGCAAAGACGGAGAGGUCGAUAUUGCGAAUAACCCCUUCUUGAACGGAGGCAUUAAGUUCGGACAAGGGGGUUUCCAGGCGCAAGGAUCUUUUGGCGCUUCUGGACAGGGAUCUAACCAGUUUUCUGGAGCACAAGGGGCUGGAUUUAGUGCCCAAGGCGGCGCUAUCGGCGCUGGACAGAACAAAUACAGCGGAAGCAGUCAGAAUACGGCAUUUAGUGCUGGAAGUAGCCAAAGCGCUUUUGGCGCUCAGGGUGGCCAAGGAUUUGGAAACCAAGCUAAUUCUGGACAGGGUGCAUUCGGCACUGGCUCUCAAAGCUUCGGAGCUCAGGGCACCUUCAGUGCUUCUUCGCAACAAAACGGACAAUACCAGGGAUCAGGCUCCAAGUUUGGAAACAGCGGGAUUUCAGCUCAAGGCAACGGUUUCGGCAACAGUGCUUUCCAGGCAAGCAACUCAGCUUCUGCCAACAAAUUCUCAGCUGGAUUCUCCGGGUCUUCGCCCAGGCCUUUCGCGGCGUCCACAGCGGCUGGAUCUAACGUGAAUUUGAUCCAGAACAGCCAGAAAACAAGUGAAUUUGAUUACGAACAGCAGCAACAGCAGAACAUCGAUGAUGCCUUCCAAAGUACGGGGAACGUGAACAGCCAAGGGUCGUUGCACAGCGGAGGGGAGCUGCAGCAGACGUGCGCUGGCCAAGGCUACGUGUGCGUGCACAAGGCUCAAUGUAACAACGGAGUUGUAAAUACAAAUGGUCAAUCGAUUCUGCAGGCGAAAACUUCGAAACAAUACUGCAACGUGAAGACUGAAAUUUGCUGCAGAAUUGAGCUCUCCAACCUAGCUGGUGCAGCAGGACAAGAAUCUCUAGGAGUAGGCCUUGCUACGUACCAGGGCAAUGGCGGGCUUUUCGCGUCCAGCUCCGGCCAAUCAGGACAAGGCUCCUCCAGCUCUGGCCAAUCAGGGCAAAGCGCGUUCGGCUCUAACCAAUCAGGACAAAGCGCUUUCGGCUCCAGCCAAUCAGGGCAAAGCGCCUUCGGCUCCAACCAAUCAGGACAGUCCGGACAAUCUGGCGCCGGAUUCAAUGGCCAAGCUGGAACGUCAACGUCAUCUUUCGAGGCAUCAAGCUUCAACAAAAAUACUUUUACGUCUUCCGGACAAAAUGGCGGCAACUUCGGAGCUUCAGGACAAAAUGGUGUUGGAUCCUACGGUGCAACAGGACAGGUCGGUUUGGGAACUAAAUCUGGAACUAAUCAAUUCGGAGUUGGAACAAACACCAACAAAUUCGGUUCAAGCUCAGGACAGUUUGGAUCGUCAUCAUCUUUUGGGUCAAUUUCUAAUGCAAACUCUGGAUCCGUUAACAGAGAAACGACAGCUUCCGGCUUCGGAAGCCAAGGAGGUUUCGCCAGCACCAAUAAAUACAAUGGUAACGGUUUUGCCAGUUCCACUCCUGCACCAAACCGUUUCGGCUCCACCGGCGGUUACAACGAAGUUUUCAAAACGACCAGCCAAUCUAACUUCAUCGAAACAGACUCAUUCUCAGCUGGAAGCGAAAACACUGGAGUAUUCAGACCUGGAGCCAGCGGAACUGGCCUUAAACCUGGCAUUCCUUAUCUACCCCCAGUAGAUUCGAACACCCAAGCGUCUGUUUUAGUAACAUCAACAGUUAGACCCAGGCCGACGACAGUCAAGCCCACAUAUUUACCUCCCUCGACCAGCGCUCCAGGAUAUUUGCCCCCUGAUCAAUAUAAUGAGGGAUCCUUGCUUCUGGACGUCACGAGGACGUCUCCGAGACCGCCCGCGCCACCACCGCAGCCAAAUGACCAGAUACCAGCUGGGUGCGCGGCAGCUCUGAAGUGUACUCCCAUUGAGUACUGCACCGCUGAGGGAGUGAUGUCCAAUACUACUGUCGUGCUCACCAGGGAUCAGGAAGCCUAUAGGGUCCCCCUUACUGACUGCAAAGACCUGGAGACUGGUCGCAUAGGGAAAUGCUGCAGAGAUCCGAACUACUCAGAUCCGUGGCCGACUAACCUGAUCGGCAAGUGGGUGAACGGGGUCUUCGGAGGAGACGAUGGCAAAUACAACCCGACGAAGGACAGGCAGGUGACGGCACAGCCUCCCGUCAAUGGUGGUCUCACGCAGACCACAUUCGGCAGCUCCCCAAGGCCAGGCGUGGGCAAAAUCAAUCAGAACCAAUUUGGAGUAGCUUCUCAGGCCCAGACGGGACAGUUUGGCUUCGGGACCCAACAAACUCAAGGAUCCCAAAUAUCAGCCACUACAACCCAGUUCAACCAGAACAAGAAGAUUGGAGAGGCUGCGAUCACGGGUCAAGGUCAGGGGGUCAGCUUCGGUCAAGGUCAGGGGGUCAGCUUCGGUCAAGGUCAGGGCGUCAGUCAAGGUCAGGGAGCCAUCGGCAUCAGAGGCGGCGGUCAACGAAUCAAUGAAUUUUCUAGUCAAAAUACGAAAGAAGUUGCAUUCACGGGACAGCAACAGGGUCAAGGUUUUGCCCAAGGUCAGGGUCAAGGGUUCAUCCAAGGUCAAGGUCAAGGGUCGUACCAAGGUCAAGGAGCUAUCACCACUCAAACUGGUGGUCAAAGAUACAACGAAUUCUCUAGUCAAUCAAACCAGGUCAAUAGCUUCCAAAGUCAAUCGAAACAAAACCAAAUCGGUCAACAGAGCCAGAAGAACGGUUUCCAAGUCGGAGUAGGCCAAGGUGUACUGACAGGAGUCGGGCAGGGGGUGAUUCAGGGUGGUGGCUCCAUAGUCACCCAAGGUUCGAGAUACGAUGUGGAAAGCCAAAGCCAGUAUUCAGAAAAUAUAUACAGGGUGUUCCUGCAGCAGUAUCAAGCAGGAGGCACGUGUGGAGUUUUGAAUCCUCAAAACCCAUACGGCAACCGGAACGAGUUGGAGGUAGACUUCGCAGAGAUCCCCUGGCAAGCCAUGGUGCUGCUGCAGACAAACAAGAGUUUGCUGUGUGGAGGUGUUAUCACCAGACCCGAUGUAGUUGUCACCUCUGCUGCUUGUGUCGAUGGCUUAACCGCUAACGUGCUCAAAGUAAAAGGGGGCGAAUGGAAACUAGGAAUUGACGAUGAGCCAUUACCCUUCCAAAUCGUCGGUGUGAAGCAUAUUCUACGCCAUCCGUUCUACAAACGCGGAAGCCUUGAAUAUGACGCCGCCAUCUUGGUGUUGGACGAGAAUCUGCGUUUAGCCAACAACAUAUAUCCUAUUUGUUUGCCUGGUGCGAGGGACACUGUGGACGCCUUCUAUAACGGUGCAGGGGAGUGCAUUGUGACGGGCUGGGGCAAGCAAGUGCUGCAGGCUCACUUAGCCGGCAGCAUUAUGCACAGCGUCAACGUCUCCCUCAUCAACCCUGGAGAAUGUCAAGCCAAGCUGUCCCAAGACUACCCUCAUUUACUGGAGCAAUACAACCAAGACAGCUGCGUGUGCGGGCAACCCACCAACCCCACUAAUAACAUCUGCAGAGUUGACGUCGGCAGUGCUCUAGCCUGCACCACUGGAAACGGUCACUUCGUGCUGAGAGGAGUGUACUCUUGGGAUUCUGGCUGCCAACUCGGCAACCAGCUGGCCGCUUUCUACAAAUUCGACUUGGAAUGGUACGAAUGGGCCAUCGGCCUCAUAGAGAGCGCUCGCUUCGCUCAGUUCGCAAACGGAGCCACCAACAACCGCUUCUCGGGCCAACUCAACUCUGGCAUCAAAUCAUCUGGCCAAAUCAACUCGGGCAUCAAAGGAUCUUCUGGCGUCAAAGGAAGCUUCAGCAACAAAUACACAAGUGGCCAAGUUAUUUUACCAAGCAACACAGCUGGUAAAGGUCAAGGACAAACAAACGAAGGGAACGGACAAUUUACCAGCGGAUUUUCCAGCGGCUUCAGCCAAUUCGGAUCAAGCAAGUACACGCAAGGAUCUAGCGCUGGAUCGUCUGGCGUUACAUUCUCUUCGGCGCCAAUUUCUAACAGCUUCUCUGCUACGUAUUCGGAGAAGAAGGUCUUCAAAUCUGAGCCUCAAAUUAUUACAUACACAACGAAACCCGAAAUUGUAACCUUCACCACGCCUCCAAAAUAUUUCACUUAUACAACUAAACCUGAAAUCAUUACGUACACGACUAAACCGCAGAUUAUAACCUAUGAAACGUCAGGCAGUGACACGAAUUCUCAGUACGCUGUAGCGCCUAACGUUUCGUUCAACCCCUCUUUUACAGACGCGGUUAAAGGGCACACGCACAACGCACAGUGUAAGUGCUUGGAAAAUGGCAAAAAGUGAAUAUAGGUUAGGAAAUUUUGCAAAAAAAAAGUUUUAAAAUUAAAUGAAUGGACAAACCGACUGCCAGAAACAAAAUUGUAUUUUUUUUUUAAUUUCGGCAUGCUUGCCCAUUUAAAUUAAUAUUGUUGUUUUAUGUACAAAUUUAUCAAAUGUGAAGAGGUAAGGUCAAAUGAUUAUUAUUGCAAGUAUUAUUUUAUCAAUUAAUUGUGAUUAGAUGCAGUCGGGUAAAAGAAUUUGGUUGGAAUUACAAUUUAGGUUACAUUCUGUGCCAUACAAAUUUUAUUUAAAAAAAAAACAGUAAAGAUCAGAAACAGUUCCUAAAUUUUCUGAUGUUAUUUCGAAAAAUACCUACUGGAAAUCUCCGAAAUAUAAUAUUAAAAUCCGUAUAUCUAUUUAUAAUUAUUUUUUGUAAAUAGAUCAAGAUUGUAUUCGACAUCAAUUUUUUUAACGAUAAUGUAAUUCUUGAUUUGUUAGUUUUUUUUUUUAACUGCCAAUUAUCGAUUUUACUUUUUUUUAUGUAUUCGUGUAUUUAUGUUUAUUUUUUAAAGAAUAGUUGAAUAUAAUGUUAGGAUACGAAAAAUAAUGAAAAAUAUUUAUUAGAUAUUUGACCGUAUUGGUACGUUAAACCAAGAUGGUCGACUCUCUAAUUCCGAUCGGACUAGUUUAAAGAAAUUAAUUUUAAGAUUUUUUUAUUAUGUAUUAAACGAAAAAAUUGAUUGAAUAGUAUUUAGUCAAUAUAUUUGUAUCAAUUAUACGUAUAAUUUGUUACAAUAAGUAUUAUAAUUGAAAUUAAAUGGAGGUAUAAUAAUAAAAAA
Molecule: messenger RNA, 5895 nt
Organism: Plodia interpunctella (Indianmeal moth)
Lineage: Eukaryota; Metazoa; Arthropoda; Insecta; Lepidoptera; Pyralidae
Product: mucin-19-like
Exons: 14
Coding region: 146-5080 (1644 amino acids)
Biological process (GO): proteolysis
Molecular function (GO): serine-type endopeptidase activity
Source: RefSeq, a predicted model, not a curated record